This is a messenger RNA of Notothenia coriiceps (black rockcod), 1352 nucleotides long. RefSeq names its product elongin B. The coding region runs from base 106 to 465 and encodes 119 amino acids. The record is from RefSeq and is a predicted model, not a curated record. The transcript has 4 exons. Gene Ontology annotation, biological process: transcription elongation by RNA polymerase II. NCBI's taxonomy places the organism in Eukaryota, Metazoa, Chordata, Actinopteri, Perciformes, Nototheniidae. Gene Ontology annotation, molecular function: protein binding. Gene Ontology annotation, cellular component: VCB complex; elongin complex.
UGCGGAACGCUCAUCUGAAUUACGCAAUAUCCGCGAGCGGUGCAGUCUGGGUUCUGCUGCACAACACAGGGCUGGCGCAACUGGCUAGCUAGCUGACCACUUGAAAUGGACGUGUUCUUAAUGAUCCGGCGUCAAAAGACCACAAUCUUCACCGAUGCCAAGGAGUCCACCACUGUGUAUGAGCUGAAGCGUAUUGUUGAAGGAAUUCUUAAGAGACCACCAGAGGACCAGAGGCUGUACAAAGAUGAUCAGUCGCUAGAGGACAGUAAAACUCUUGGUGACUGUGGAUUCACCAACCAGACUGCCAGACCUCAAGCCCCAGCUACAGUUGGUCUGGCCUUCCGCAUAAAUGAUGAGAUGUUCGAGCAGCUGCACGUCGAGGCCUUCUCCAGUCCCCCAGAACUCCCCGAUGUGAUGAAGCCCCAGGACUCCGGUAGCACGGCCAACGAACAGGCGGUGCAGUGAUGUCAUUGAGAGGAAGCGAGCAAUGGAGGGGAGGAUGGAAGUGGGUGUGUGUGGAUUAACAGCAGUGGAGAAGUAGCGGGGUGGAGGAUAUGUAAUAUAAUUUCAGUUGAUGGAUGGGGACAUCAUAGGGAACCAAACCUAUACAUGUUACCUUCAUGCUAUCAUCCCAGCUUACCCCCCAAUUUGCUUCACAAAUCUUUUUCUUUUUUUGUUAAACUUUAUGAUUUCCACAUCACAUGCGGUUCUGCUCCUUGACUUUGCUCUUAAGCCCCAACUGGCUUAGACGUCUUGAGUGGUGAAGUUGGUUUGGAAAGUAUGAUUGUGUGUGCGCGCGUACGUUAUUAUUAUUAAUAUUUUGGGAAAGGUUGAAAGCGUAGUUGUGUGUCACAGUGAUCUAGAAGUAACAUGCAUAGAUAAAGAGUCCGGUGUCUGAAUCGGCAAACUGCAUGAAUACAAUUCAAAACAAAGGCUUUAUUUUCAAAGAAACGGAUAAAUCUUCAACUGAUAAGUUUCCUUGGUCUGAGUCUCCCAGUUUUGUUGUACAUUUCUGAUUUGAUUUCAUACCAGGAAAGAAGUCUUUAAAAUAAUGUUUGGUUUUUUGCUGUCAUUUAUUUUCAGGAUGUUUGUCAGUUCUUUGUAUGUUUCAUGCACUGAAACCAAAGGCAGGUACCUCUUGGACAACAGAGGGAUUUUUUGGUCAAAGGACAUUCUGUCUCUGGCAUACAGUAAACAGGAGUUUUCUGGGGUUAAACAUUUAGUUUUGAAAAUGCAUCCAUCACCACAUGUCACCAACCAUCAAUGUGGCACUUUCCCCUAAUCACACAAACAUAGCCUGUAACUGUGAGCUUGCAUAAUUAAAAGUGUACCUGUUUUGUUUUUUACACUGA